GCCCCGGCGGGUGGAGGUGUGAAGGCGACCGAGGACCUGAGGGGGAGUCGGGCCGGUGGGGCCGCCGCCGCCGCCAUGCAGGAAAUCAUCGCCAGCGUGGACCACAUCAAGUUCGACUUGGAGAUCGCGGUGGAGCAGCAGCUCGGGGCGCAGCCGCUGCCCUUCCCCGGCAUGGACAAGUCGGGGGCUGCUGUCUGUGAAUUCUUCUUGAAGGCCGCCUGUGGCAAAGGGGGCAUGUGCCCAUUUCGCCACAUCAGCGGUGAGAAGACAGUUGUAUGCAAACACUGGCUGCGGGGGCUGUGCAAGAAGGGGGACCAGUGUGAGUUCCUGCAUGAGUACGACAUGACCAAGAUGCCCGAGUGCUACUUCUAUUCCAAAUUUGGGGAGUGCAGUAACAAGGAGUGCCCCUUCCUGCACAUUGACCCUGAGUCCAAGAUCAAGGACUGCCCUUGGUACGACCGCGGCUUCUGCAAGCAUGGUCCCCUGUGCAGGCACCGGCACACACGGAGAGUCAUUUGUGUGAAUUACCUCGUGGGAUUCUGUCCAGAGGGGCCUUCGUGUAAAUUCAUGCACCCUCGAUUUGAACUGCCCAUGGGAACCACCGAGCAGCCCCCACUGCCACAGCAGACGCAGCCUCCGACAAAGCAAAGUAACAAUCCGCCAUUACAAAGGUCGUCCUCCUUGAUCCAGUUAACGAGUCAGAACUCUUCUCCCAAUCAGCAGAGAGCCCCGCAGGUCAUCGGGGUCAUGCAGAGUCAAAACAGCAGUGCAGGCAACCGGGGACCCAGGCCGCUGGAGCAGGUCACCUGUUACAAGUGUGGUGAAAAAGGACACUAUGCCAACAGAUGCACCAAAGGGCACUUGGCCUUUCUCAGUGGACAGUGACAGCAGCUGGAGCCAACUCAGAGCAGCCUGAGAGGCCCAUUGUUGGGGACAACUCUGGGCCGUCCUCAGGAGCAUGUGUUGAACUGUUCAGCACCAGUAUUGGUGCAACCCUGGCUAGAGCUGGCAGGCAGGCACACUGGGGUUUAUCAUUCGAGGGGCUAUUUCUGUCAGUUUCCCUACCAUUUUGCUGUAAUUUUUUUUUUUUUAAGGGACAUGUGCUCUAGUUUGGUCCCUCAAGUCGGCAUCAUGUUUGUCGAGACAUCAAGCCUCCUGUCUGGGACUCCCCACACCUCUGCCCUCUGGGGAAGAGAAGUUUUGGGGCAGGGGCUUGCGCUCAGCAGUUCUGUAAGGAAGAUGGUCCUUCCCCUCAGGGCUUCAUUAAACACCAGUUCUUGGUGAUCCCAGGGGCUGGUGGAUCAUUUAAAGCUGCAGCCAGCUCAGGCUCACUUCCUCCAUGUCCUGCUGAAUUCAGAAGCUGUGCCUAUCAAUGUGAUUUGAACGAGGUAGCCCUCAGGGCAAACUCAAGUGCGCUUGUUGUCUCAGCCUGGUCCUGCUCUCUCCGAGGUGGCAGUAGUUGAGAAGAGGUGUGCAGUAUUCUCGAGUGAAGGGUCUUUUCUUCUGGGUUAUGUUCUUGAGGCACCUGCUUAACAUUGUUCAAGGUAUGCCUUAAGCUGGAGCUGCAGGCCACCCUUUAAAUCGUGACCCAGUCCUUCUGUGCACCUACCUCCUGCCCCAGCAAGAGUCUGUACUGUAACUCAGACACCUUUGGCCUAUGGAGACCGCCCUGCCUAUGCCUGGAAAUGUGAAGCCGUCACCUGCAACCACUGGGCAAGUGGCCUGUUCAAGUUCAAUCACAAGAACAAUUUUUAUGAAGUUGAUUAAAGCUUGUUUUUUAAGCCAUGUCUCAUUACUUCAAGGACUCUGUGCCUAGAAGCCACCUGGCAAGGAGCUUUAAUAAUGGGGUCACUUGUUCCCAUUCAACAUGUGUGAAUUCCAGAGGGAAGAGACACCAGGGUAAGAAAGGCCUUUGGACUGGCAGCUGUGUAAGUCUGGAGCCUGGCAGGUGUUACUGCGUAUCAGAUGGUGGAUGAUCCGUGUGUGUUUGGGUCUUCUAAGAGAUAACUGAUAACAGCAUCCCCACCCUUAUACCUGUUGCAGUGUGUGUGUGCACCAUACACCCCUCACUGAGAAGCUGGUUCUGGCGAUAGUCCCAACUGGCAAUGUAAAGAGACUCAGUAAAAGACUAACUGAUUUUAGUGGGUUGGGUAGGUGUGGUAAAUCCAUUUUUAACUUAGGAUGGGUUUGUUGAGGCCUGAGUUGGGGGAGGUCUUUACUGUACCCAAGACCUUUGAGGAAGGGUAACGAAAUGGUACUGGAUCCAGGGGCAGCUGUGACCUAGCAGGGCCUAUGCUUUCCUGAGUCACCCCACUGAGCUGCUCCCUGCAGAUGCAGCUUCCAGACCAGGCAGGCCAGCACUCUGAAAUGGUGCCAUCACUACAGAGUGCUGUGUACCACAGUAAUACAGGAAAAUGGGGUUAAGGGGAGAGAUAUUCUUAGGAACACAGCUGCUUUCUAUGGUGUACGCUGACAAAAGUGCUCAGGACACUCAAGGCAGAGAGCAAGGAGAUGCCUCUGGGCACUGCUGUCUAAUUAACACCACCCCCUUGCAAGCUGGGAAAGAUCUCACCAAGGCCACACAUGGUACAAACCCUGGACUAAGCUGCUUCCUCAGGGAAUGGUAGGGCAAUCUCGCCCACCUUGUGCAGCAGGGCUCCGGGGGCAUGGAUGCCAGUGAAGCAGUCCUCAAGCCAGUCAUCUUUUAUUGAGUUAUUUCUCAGUUAAGACAGGAAACAACUGGGGUGCCAGGCAGAGGUCAUGGUUAGGAAUGCAGAAGCCCUCUUCAAUGAUACUUGCGUCGCCGCUCGUGUUCUGGAGUUAAAAGGCAAAACAGUAAGUCACCCCAAAGGUAUGAUAAAAGCAUAAACUGCUAGACAGGAUAGAAGGCUCCAACCUCAUAAAGCCAUCCUGAGGGUCACUCUCAGAAGAUGACCCAGAAUUUGCCAGCCAGUAUCUCG
Molecule: messenger RNA, 2960 nt
Organism: Talpa occidentalis (Iberian mole)
Lineage: Eukaryota; Metazoa; Chordata; Mammalia; Eulipotyphla; Talpidae
Gene: CPSF4
Product: cleavage and polyadenylation specific factor 4
Exons: 8
Coding region: 76-885 (269 amino acids)
Cellular component (GO): mRNA cleavage and polyadenylation specificity factor complex
Molecular function (GO): zinc ion binding; RNA binding
Source: RefSeq, a predicted model, not a curated record